AUGGCGGCCCCUCUCCCUGUCCGCAGUGCGGCGAGAUGGGAGGAGCUGGCGGGCCACUACGGGGAGAAGAAGAUCCGAGGCCUGUGCCAGCGCCUCAAGGGGAAGAGCGGGCGCUUUCGGGGCAACCUCUCGGGGAAACGCGUCGACUUCUCCGGCCGCACCGUCAUCUCCCCGGACCCUAACCUGGCCAUUGACCAGGUGGGAGUGCCCCUGCAGGUGGCCAAGAUCAUGACCUACCCCGAGCGCGUCUCGGCCUCGAACCGGGAGCGUCUGAAGCGCCUUGUCCUGAACGGCCCUUCCCACCACCCCGGCGCCAACAUCAUCCGGCCUUCGGGCGACAAUGCCUUCACCAAGAGCCUCAGCUACGCGGACGAGCGGCAGCGGCGGAAGAUGGCGGAGGAUCUGAAGCUGGGGGACGUGGUGGAGCGGCACAUGGUGGAUGAGGACGUCGUUCUCUUCAACCGACAGCCCUCCCUGCACAAGCUCUCCAUCAUGGCCCACCGGGUCAAGGUCAUGCCCUGGCGGACCUUCCGCUUCAACGAGUGCGUGUGCGCGCCCUACAACGCCGACUUCGACGGCGACGAGAUGAACAUGCACCUGCCCCAGACGGAGGAGGCGCGGGCGGAGGCGGCCACCCUGAUGGGCGUGACCUCGAACCUGGUGACUCCGCGGAAUGGAGAGCCCAUGGUGGCGGCCACGCAGGAUUUCAUCACAGGCGCCUACCUGCUCACCCAGAAGGACGUCUUCCUCACGCGCGAGGCCUUCUGUCGCCUCGCCGCGUACCUAGGAGACGCAGCCGAGCACAUUGACCUUCCUCCCCCCUCCAUCGUCUGGCCCCACCAGCUCUGGACGGGCAAGCAAGUCUUCAGCCUCCUAAUCAAGGCCUCGCACCGCGUGGAUUGCGACGUGAACCUGGAAAUGGAGGAGCGGAACUACUCCAAGGCGGAGGCCAUGGCCUACCUCUGCCCUCAGGACGGCUUUGUAUGCAUCCGGCGUAGCGAGCUUGUCUCGGGCAACCUGUGCAAGAAGACCCUGGGUGGACAGAAGGGGGGCCUCUACUACGUGCUGCUCAGGGACAAGGGGGCUGAGCACGCGGCUAGGUGCAUGAACCGGCUUGCCAAGCUCUGCGGGCGCCUGAUCGGGGGGCAUCGGGGGUUUUCCAUCGGCAUUGACGACGUGAUGCCCUCCCCCGUGCUCUUGGACCUGAAGCGAGUCUUGCUCGAGGCGGGCUUCAGCAAGUGCGACGAACAGAUCCGGCUCUAUGAGACGGGGAAGCUUCCUUUGAAACCGGGCUGCAAUUCGUUGCAAUCCUUGGAGUCGGAGCUGAACUCGGUCCUGGGAGGGAUCCGACGCAAGUGCGGGGAGGAGGCUUUGCAGAAGCUCCCCUGGCACAACGCGCCGCGGAUCAUGACCGAGUGCGGGUCCAAGGGCUCCGACAUCAACAUCUCCCAGAUGAUGGCCAUCCUUGGCCAGCAGUCCGUGGGGGGCAAGCGCAUCGAGAACGGCUUUGUCAACCGAACUCUGCCCCAUUUCCGCCCCGAAUCCCUCUUCCCCGCCGCCCGAGGCUUUGUGCCCAAUUCCUUCUUCUCGGGGCUCACGGCCACC
Messenger RNA from Nannochloropsis gaditana CCMP526, 1605 nucleotides. It is a transcript of the gene RPC1, whose product is annotated as DNA-directed RNA polymerase III subunit RPC1. Gene Ontology annotation, molecular function: DNA-directed RNA polymerase activity; DNA binding. The annotation marks the transcript as partial. The record is from RefSeq and is a predicted model, not a curated record. Gene Ontology annotation, biological process: DNA-templated transcription. The transcript is spliced from 2 exons.